Messenger RNA from Papilio xuthus (Asian swallowtail), 1411 nucleotides. RefSeq lists its product as uncharacterized. The coding region runs from base 140 to 1411 and encodes 423 amino acids. The transcript is spliced from 3 exons. The record is from RefSeq and is a predicted model, not a curated record. NCBI's taxonomy places the organism in Eukaryota, Metazoa, Arthropoda, Insecta, Lepidoptera, Papilionidae.
AAUAAUAAACACAAAAAGUUAACCUAAUAUUCAAAACAAAUCUACUGCGUGCUUAAUUCUUAGUUAACAAAUAAAAAACUUAAAUUGUGGCUCAAAAGCGAUUGAGUUAAAUUAUUAAAAGUUUCAUCUUGUUGUAAAAAUGAAGAAACACAAACAGAGCUUAUUUACGAAGAAAUUCAACAACUUAGAUUCCCAAGAUUAUAACGAUGAUAUACUUUGGUCAUCCAGUGAGUCAAGUGAUUGUGAAAACAAAUCCAACACAUUAAACAAUUCAUUAUCCAACUCACGGAAAAGAAAAAGGAAAAAGAAGGUAAAUCAAAACCUAUCAAACUUAAAUAUCAUUGAAGUUUCACGAAACGAUAAAUUCUCAGACCAAAUGACCAAUGAACAACAGUUAUGUUCAGAAAAGUGUAUGAUAAAAUCAUCACCAAUUUUAACUUCUAAAAGUAAAAAGCAACUUUCUGUAAGUCCAGUUUUAAAAUCAAGAUGUUUGAAAUCGUUUAAAAACGACAUAAAUAUACUUACUUCGCCUAUAUUAAGUUCUAAACUACAAAAGAGCGUGAAAGAAUUAAGCCCUGUAUUAGAACCAACAUUACCUCAUAUUACUCCUAAAGUUAAGAAGAAAUUAUUUAUUGAAGCCAAUAAAAAUAGAUAUCAACCAUAUAAGCUUAUUGACGACAUAAAAUCUAUAAAUGAAACUAAACAAUCGAAACUAGAAAUAGACAACACAGAUUUAGAGAUUUCUGGAACUUCAAUUGAAUCUAGUGAUAGACCAAAAACAAAAUUUGAUUUAAUAAAACGAGUACAAUCAUAUUUCGAUAGUCAUUUCAGCUCAGAAAGUCUAUCCCAACAAUCAAUAAGCGAAUGUGAAUCAACACCUCAAAAUAUAUCUAAAUCAAAUGAAGAUAUUUAUAUAAACAAUAUAAUAACACAAGUAAAAGAUAUACAACCAAAUAAACAAAACAGUUUUCAAUCGAGUUGUGAAAUAACUGAAAAAGUAAAAAAAAGAUACAGGAAAGAUGGACUUGCAUUUAGACUGGCUGGUUUAAUAAAAAAACAAAACUCAAAUAUUAGUCUGUGGCAACAUGAAAAGUUCCUGGCCACAAAUUCCAAUUUUGUGAUACCAACAUGCGAACAUUGGGUGUUCUUAAUUCAAAAUAUACAACUUAAAUAUGGCUGUUAUUUAAUUGAAGUUAAAGAUUUAAAAGAUGCUCCUAAUUUUGUUAUUAAAGUAUAUAAGCCAUACAAUUUAUUGCAAAUAAAUAAUCUUAGGGUUAUUGUUAAUGUUUCUCUACAGCACUUUGUGGGCCUUGGCUUGGUCCAGCAACUUUUUCCACCUCGGUCUAUCUCUGGCCACUGGCUUCCAUUUUGCUAUGCCCACUUUUUUUGCGUCCUUACUACACAAUACUAA